GUUCCCCUUUCACUCGUUUUCCGCCAUUUUAGCAGUGAAUUUUCAUUGCCUCCGGAGUAUUUCCUGACAUUAUCGCGGACAUAUAAAAUACAUCUAAAUAAAAGGUUUUUUAUUGAAUUAUCAAACGAUUGGGGGAACAAACAGACCCGAAUAAAUUCAACGACAAGAGGAUGUCGAAUAACAGUGGUGAUCAUGACGAGGAGGGUUAUGUCGUGAAGGUGAGGGGUUUACCCUGGUCGACAACGGUGGAUGAAAUUAUGAAAUUCUUUUGCGACUGCAGUAUUUCGCAUGGAAAAGCCGGUAUUCACAUGACAAUGUCUCGAGAAGGACGACCUAGUGGAGAAGCAUAUAUUGAAAUGGACUCCGAAGAAGAUAUUGAGAAAGCAUGCAAAAGAGACAGAGAUCACAUGGGUCAUCGUUAUAUUGAAGUAUUCAAAGCAAAACGAGGAGAAAUGGAUUGGGUGGUGAAAAGAAGUGGCUUAAAUCUUGAAAACGUUAUGGACGACGGAUGCGUUAGGCUACGUGGUCUUCCGUUUGGUUGUUCAAAAGAAGAAAUCGCCCAAUUUUUCUCAGGGUUGGAGAUAUUGCCGAACGGGAUUUCGCUACCAACAGACUUCACGGGCCGCAGUACUGGGGAGGCUUACGUUCAAUUUGUUAACAAAGAUGUUGCGGAGCGCGCUCUGCAGAAACACAAGGAAAAGAUAGGACACAGAUAUAUCGAAAUCUUCCGAAGCAGUUUAUCUGAAGUACGCGCUAGUAUUGGGCCAAAAAUGCGAGGUGGUCCGUUGACUGGAAUAAAUCAAAGACCAGCCCCAUACGAUCAGCGCGAUAGAUUCGGUGGAAUGAAUCGAUUCAACAAUAAUGGACGAAAUGCAAGAAAUAGAGAUUUUGACGGAGGAUUGUGGGGAGGUGGUGGUGGCGGUGGCGGCGGCGGCGGUGGUAAUAAUUUUUCUUCACGUGGAAGUGGAAUGGGAAUGCGAGGCGGCGGAAUGGAUAUGAAAGGCGGUGGUAAUUUCCGUGGAAAUUGUGACAAUUGGAAUGGAGGCAAUAAUUCUCACAUGCAUUGCGUUCAUAUGAGAGGACUACCCUUUAGAGCUACGGAACAGGAUAUUGCUGACUUCUUCCGGCCUCUAGUGCCAAUAAAUAUUCGAAUCAUUUUGGAAAACAGUGGUCGCGCUUCUGGUGAAGCUGACGUUGAAUUUGGUUGUCACGAAGAAGCCGUUAAAGCCAUGUCCAAGGAUAAGAGUCACAUGUCUCAUAGGUAUAUUGAACUGUUCUUGAACUCAUCUAAUGGACCAAGUGGUGGUGGUGGCGGUGGAGGCGGCGGCGGUGGUGGAAUGUCCCUCGGAGGAAUUAGCAAUUUCUGCGGUUCUGGUCUUGGCAACAAUUUCAGAGGAUACUCGCCAAACAAUCGUGGUUAUGGAAACAGUCAAUUGGGAGGAAGCAACUAUAAUAGUUUUUAAAAAAAAAACGCUCGUUGAAAUCAAAUGUCCGCGAUUUAAAGUUAUAAGAAAAAACUCGCAAUACCCUUUUUUUUAAAAAAGAAAAAAGAAAGAAUGAAUGAUUUUACGUAUAGAAACUAAAUUUAAGGCAAAACAGUAAUUACUAGAAUUUUUUUUUAGAGAAAGAGAGAAUGUCGUACACUCGUACGAGCGAUAAAUUACAGAUGAAUAAUAUUAAUAAGAAUAAUUUAUCAAUGAUCUAAAGUACCUUUUAAGUACUUUAAUAUUGUGUUAAACUUUUUUGAAUAUUUCAAUAAUAUAGUUGUAAUCUUAUAUUGAAAUUAAUUGUCUAAUAGUUAUUCGUGAAAAAAUAUGUACAAGUCAAGAGAAAAAAUAAUUAGACUCAAAUGAUUUUUAAAAAUUACAUUUCUUUUUUUUACAUAUAAUUAUGUAUUUAUUUAAGUUUCGAAGCUUUUUGUAUCAAAUAGUUUCUCAUUCAACUUAUAAAGAAAGAAAAUUUCCAUCUCAAAGAAUUUUUUUGCUAAUAAUUUUGAAUUCUUUACUGAGAAAGAGUUAAUUAUUAAAUUCCAUUUUUCAUCAUCUAUAUCGACGUAAAAUCAUUGAUCUUAAAAUUUUGAAUCGAUUGCUAUUUGCACGUCUUUAAAAGUAUGACUAUAUUCCUAGAAACUUAUAUUUUGUAUGCAAAGAUAAAAAAAUGAAUUUCACCGUAAGUUAGUUAAUAGAUGCAAUUUUUUGAAAUAUGAAGAAAAAUUAGUCAACACCGAAAAAAAAUAAGCACUUGAAUUGUAAAUUGUACUUUACUUGAUAAUAAAACGUGUGAAAUGAUAAA
Messenger RNA from Leptopilina heterotoma, 2292 nucleotides. RefSeq names its product heterogeneous nuclear ribonucleoprotein H2-like (gene glo). The record is from RefSeq and is a predicted model, not a curated record. Gene Ontology annotation, molecular function: RNA binding. Gene Ontology annotation, biological process: regulation of RNA splicing. Lineage: Eukaryota; Metazoa; Arthropoda; Insecta; Hymenoptera; Figitidae. Bases 171 to 1463 code for a protein of 430 amino acids. The transcript is spliced from 9 exons. Gene Ontology annotation, cellular component: nucleoplasm; ribonucleoprotein complex.